AUGGAACCAGGCUAUGCCUAUAUUAAAGAAAGGAUAUCCCCCAUAUACCACGCAUCACCAUCCAAAACUACAGUAUCCCUACCAUUGCUCGCUAAGAAGUUACCAGCAACUGUUCUCUCUGGACUAAGAAAAGACGGGGAAGUUAAGGGAAAGGAGAAAAGCCUUUCGGAAAAGCAUUAUGGAGACACGAGAUCAACUAGCUCUCCGAAUGACCCGACCAGUUUAACAAAUUACGGGGCGGUUAACGGUUUCACCGGAUCUGAAAUUUUGUCCAGAUCGGUAUCAGCAACUCAUAUCAAAGAUUUUGAUGUAGAUACUAGUGCUCCAAAUCAAGAUGCUGACUCUGGUCCUGAGAUCGGUUCAAAUGCAAAUGACUUAGUCAUGUCAAAGAACAGCUUGAGUCAAGAUGGCACAAGCUUAUCAACAUCUGCGAACAGUCCAAAUUCAACAUAUCUUACAACACCGGUAUCAACUUCAUUAAAUACAAGCUCGAACGCUUCUAGUGGCAAAGGGAAUCUUUCAAAAAGUAGGACAAGAAACUCCAGAUCACUGUCACCGACUUUAGUAGUCUCUUCAAACGGCCAAUUGCUUACAAAUCUGUCUACGAAUUACAAUUCCAAAGCAUCCACAAAAAACUCCAAUGCGGACAAAGUCCGUUAUAUAAUGGUCGAUACAACGACAGUAUCUCGGCUAGUCAACGAGCCAGGGUGUAAACUGGUCGAGUCUUCAAUCGAAUUAGAGGGUUAUGAGGUAUAUAUUGUUGAGCAAUGGGCUUGUGAGAGGAAGCUUAAUGCAUCGAUUACAAGUUACACUGGAAAUACGGCACACAAAAUUAGGGCAAGUGUCCUAUCUUUACCAAAGGACACAAAUAUGUGGUCAGACGUGAUUAGAGCUCAUUUUGAUGAGCUUUUCAAGUUGCAUUUGAGACCAAAGGAGACGGGUCAUGGACUUUUGUUUGUAUCAAACUUGUCAAGUUUUCCAUCGAAUUUGAAUAUUGUUCCUGUGCCAGAUGGAGACAUAAGCAAAGCAACCGAUUAUUUUGAUGUAAAUGAAGAUUUGCGGAGGACAGGAUGUGGUGGUAGGUUGGUUCUCACUAUUGGCGCGCCCCCUGAUUCGUGUUCUGACAAGUUCAAACAGUUGUUCAAGACUCAUGACAAAGUACCAAUAAUGUUUGCCGUUCGCGAGUUAGUGACUUUGGUUCAGAUUGGCUUGUAUUAUUGCAAUUUACUUGAGCCACAACUGGUAGAUGGCCUUUUGUGUAAUGCAUCCGUUCGUGCAAUCUCUAAUUGGUGGGAUGAGAUGGGCAAAAUGCGAUAUCGGGCUUAUCCAAAAGACGGAAUGCUCGGGCCUACGACGGUAUCGGCAAUUAUUGGUUUUAUUACAGGAAUUAGAAGUAGACUUGCGUCGCUGAAUUACAAACCACCCAAAGAUCCAUUUGAUGCUGAGGAGUUUAUUACGUGUAUUAAGCAAUUUCAGAAGCAUGAGAGACUGCCAAGAACAUCGAGGUUGGAUAUCGAAACUAUUCGGAGGUUAUACAGUUUGACUAGUAGUAAAGGUACAAAUUCCGAUUUGUUUGGAAUUGUUAAAAGUACUAUGAAGGAGGUGUCGGGUAAACAGGUCCAAAAUGUUGCGGAUGCAGAAGUUCUUGAUAUUGAACGAUUGCUGAAUCAUUUACAGGGCCGACGUGCACGCUACCUGUGGCUUGGGAAGGGCCAUAUGAGGACAAUAAUGUCUGGUGGUACAUCAACAACGGGGAUACCGCUCGAAGCAUUGACUGUAUCCGAAAUUAGUAGCUCUAACUUGGAUAUAAAAAAAGCUAUGAGAUCAGUGCGGAAGCCUACACAGGUACGAUAUCGAGUCAACGGAACUAGAUCAAAUGUGUCCUUGGAUAAUGAAAAUUAUGAGGACGAGCAACACAAUUUCAAGCCUCCAGCAACUUUGACUGAAGAACAACAGCCAUGGCUGUAUGAAAAUACGGGCAAGCAACGCUCUGCCGCAAGUUCGAAGAGAUCACAUCGAUUUAGAAAAUACCUUAGCGUGUCUGGCAAUAGUACGACUAGCAGUGCCAUCACACCUGUAGAUAGCUCUUUUCGUUCCCCUUAUUCUACAUCUGACGAAGAUUUGGCUACCGGUAACUAUGAAUCUAGUGAGGAUGAAGGUGAUGUCGCUCCUACCGAAAGUGAUCAUCUCGACAAAAGUCAGGAAGUGAAGGAUGAUAGUAGAAUAUGUCAAUUUGAUACAGAUGGACUGAUCUGCUGCCAACAAGCUCAUGAUGAUUGUUCCUUAGGUAAAUUCGUCGAUAAUGAUGAAAAAAAGAUGGAUAGAUAUAACCUUAGGAGGACACAAAGUUUCAGUAUUGUUGAAGAGGUUGUACUUAAGUGGAAAUUCGACAGACCAGCUCCAAAGCUUGCAAAAACGUACCUUUCCGCCAUGAGGACCAGGCAAAAGCUUGUAGGUGAGGUCUCUCUUUUGGGUGAUAUUUCACAUAUGUAUGACCAGAAAAUCAAGUCGAUGAGUCUAUUCUUGAAUAAAGACAAGAUUCUCGUUAAUGGCUUGAAUAGUCGUGUGCAAGGGGUGAUGGAAAAGGAAAUAAAUGUCAAAAAUCUGAUUAAUGACGUUGAUGCACUUGUAGCAAGGCUGCAUUACGAGAGUAGGAUGCUGACAUCUAAGCUACGAGAUGUUGAGGAAUCAGUUGACGCAUUUGCAUUGAGAGUUCUUGAAUUGGAGUCCAGGAUUGAUCGCAUGGACAAGACGAAAAAGGAGUAUCUCGGAGAUAUACCCCAGGAGUAUGGAUAUACAGAGUCGCUCCUGAAGAGAUAUCUGGGCUGGCUACCUCCUUUACAGAAGUACCUGACUCCUUAA
Sugiyamaella lignohabitans is the source of this 2862-nucleotide messenger RNA. It is a transcript of the gene STB6, whose product is annotated as Stb6p. The coding region runs from base 1 to 2862 and encodes 953 amino acids. Gene Ontology annotation, cellular component: Sin3-type complex. The record is from RefSeq and is a predicted model, not a curated record. NCBI's taxonomy places the organism in Eukaryota, Fungi, Ascomycota, Dipodascomycetes, Dipodascales, Trichomonascaceae. The transcript has a single exon.